AGCGUCAGCGUGUGUGACGAAAAGAGAAAGCCAGGCUGGAGCUGCCCUGGGAAGUCAGGAGUCUGCCAGAGUCAACGCAGAACAACGCCAUUUCACCACAAGCUAAGGGAGCAGACAACUGAAGCCACAGAAUGGCGGUGGACAUCUACGACUCUCAGUACCUUCUCAUCCUGGCUCCAACCCUGGUCAUCGCCCUCAUGUUUCUUUUCUUCUGGCUCUUCAUGAAGGAAACCUCUUACGAUGAGGUUCUGGCCAGGCAGAAACGUGACCUCAAGCUGCCGCCAGCCAAAACCGACUCUCGUAAGAAGAACGAAAAGAAGAAGAACAAGAAGAAGGAGAUCACGAGUGGAGGAAAUAGUGGAGGUGGAGGGGAGUCUGAAGAAGACCUACUAGAGUUUGAUUUGGUUGAUGGUGUCGGCUCGAGUCUGGAGGCAGAGGAGGAACCUGUGCUGGAGAUGACACCAGAACCUGCUCCUCCAGCACUUGCUGCCAGUGUGCCCGUUUCAGCCUCACCAGAGGCUCCUACUGGUCUGAGGGAGCGAAAGAAAAAGGAGAAGAAGGCUGCCAAAGCUGCUGCUGCUGCUGCCGCUGCAUCAGCAACUGCCUCAGCAACUGCCUCAAUCUCAGAGGAGUUGGAAAUAAAUGACUCCAAGCCAGCCAGUCGCAAGACGGAGCCACCUCAAGCUGUAAGCAAACAGUCAAGCUCACUGUCUUCACAGUUUGAGGUUCACGUUCAAGCUGUUCAGACUCCUGCUCAGGCUCAGACACCUCCCCAAACCUCUGGGAAGAAGGAGAAGAAGAAGAAACAGAAAGCAGAGUCUGUCGAAGUCCAGCAGCAGGAGGUGAAAGCAGAGCAGGCCCCAGCACCAGUCAAAAAGGAACCCCCCUCUGUGGCUGAAACCAAAGUACUGGACGGUGCAACCCCAAUUUCCACCGGUGGCAAAAAGAAGAACUCUGCAAAGAAGCAGAAGACCGAGCCUGUAGAAGAAACUCACAUUUUGGCAGAUUUGGCAGCUUCUGCCAACCACCAGACGGUCCAUAACGAUGACGUUCCAUCUAAAGGAUCUGGCAAGAAACAGAAGAACGAGACUGAAAAAGAGAACCCAGAGAUGAAGGUGAAGGAGCUGCUCUCUGGUCUGUCCAGUGUGGCUCUGUCAGAAGCAGAAGCUGUCAGUGUGAUCGCUCUCCUCCGAGAGAAGAGCCCUAAUGCCUUGGAUGCCUGGCACAAAUCUGCAGUUAGACCAGAUCCAGCUGCCCAGGAACGAGAGAAACGUCUUACAACUCUGCAGGAGGAAGCUUCUAUUGCCAAAGACAAAGUGAAACAGCUCAGUCAGGAGCUUCAGGUAGAGAAGCAGAAGGCUGGAAGAGUGGAGGCUAUGAUGAGAGAGCAGCGUGCAGCCAUGGAGAAAGAGCUGGGGGGCAUGCAGGCCAAAGCACAAGGCAGCUACCAGGAGCUGCAGACCAUGCAAAUCAAGUUCCAGCAGGUGAGGGAGCAGCUGGAAAGCCAGAUCACUCGGCUGCAGCAGGAGAACGGUAUCCUGAGGGAUGCAGUCAGCUCAGCCACCAACCAGAUGGAGAGCAAGAAUUCAGCAGAGCUGAACAAGCUGCGUUCUGAAUAUGCCGGUCUGAUGAAAGAACUGGCAGACAACAGCAGCAAGCUGCAGCAGGAGGAGCACCAGAGGAAGUCACUGGAGGUCGGCUACAAGCAAAACGUGUCCCAGCUGGAGGCCCAACUACAAGAUGCAAAGCGACGCUGGGAAGAAUUGCAGAACUUCCUCCACACAGUCAAUUCUGAAAGAGAAAAACUUCAGACCUCUAAGCAGGAGCUUCACAGCCAGAUGCUGACAGUGGAGGCAGAAAUGAACAACAAGAACAAGGAAAUCCAGACGUUGCGCAGCAGCCUGACUGAAGCGAUGGUCUCCAAGGAGCGGCUGGAGCAGAAAGUGAUGGAGCUGAUGGAGAUUUCUCAGCACAGUAUGCAGGACGACAGUCUGCAGACCCAGGUUCAGGAACUCGUGAAUGAAAAUAAAGCUCUUCAGGUUCAGAAGGAGACAUUGCAAGUCCAGAAUGAGAGCCUGCAGGCCCAGAUGUCUUCACAGGCUGCUCAUGUGUCCCAUAUUGAGGAGCUACAAAUGCUAUUGGCUGAAAAGGAGCUGCAGCGGAAGAGUCUGGAAGAUUCUCUAAAUGCUGAGAGAAGCAGCGGGGCUAGUAGAGAAACAAACAUGCAGGCUUUGCACAAUGAGAACAUGUCACUGAAGGCAGAGAAUCAGAAUCUGCAGGCACAGAUUACUGAUCAGAAUGCAUCCCAGCUGGCUUUGGACCAGUUUCAGAAGAGUGUCCGAGAGAAGGAGGAGAACAUUAAAACGGUUGAGGGACUUUUGGAGAAGGGGCUGAUUGAAGUGGCCAACAAGGAAGAGGAGCUCAAGAAAGUCAAAGAAGAGAAUGAAGUACAAAGACAAGAGAUUGAGGAUCUAAAGAGAAAGACAGCCGAACAGGAAUCAUCAGAGUUAAUACUGGGAGAACUGCAAACCAAGAUCCAAGAAAAAGAUCAGAAGCUGAAGUCACUGGAGGAGAGUCUGCAGGCAGAACAAGCCAGUAGCUCCACCAAAGACCAGACUGUUCAGACUCUGGAACAACAACUGGCUGCCCUUCAGUUGGAGUUGGAACAGCUGAGAAACGAGGAGACGCAAAAGGAGUCGAGCAGAUCUGACGCUGAGAUCCAAAUGUUCCAGGCUCAACUGGCAGUAAAGGACCAGGAAAUUCAGGUGCUGCAGGCUAAUCUGGAGGCAAGAACAAGGGAAGUGAGAGAGAUGGUGGAGCAGGUACAACAACAGCAGUCUAACACUGCGGUGCCAAACCCAGAGCUGCUGGCAGAGUUGUCUGAGAAGGAGAAGCAGGUGUGCAGUCUGCAGGGUGAACUGGCUGAGCUGAAGGAAUCACUGGAGCUUCACAGGAAAAAGAACAAUGAGCUUCGGGAGAAAAACUGGAGUGCAAUGGAAGCUCUGUCAGCCACCGAGUCCAUGCUUCAAGGAAAACUCAGCAAAGUCGUCAAGGAGAGUCAGGCAGCACUGGCAGGAUCUCAAGCGGAGUGUCGAGACGUUCUGCACAGACUUCUGCCCCAUGUGCCUCUGCCCUCUGAACAGAAUCAUCAGGAGUGGCUGCAAAGGUUUGAGAGCACAGUUGCUGAAAGUUUAGUUGCACAAUCCAACCAAACAUCAGGGAACUCUGAGGAACUGGCUGUAAAACUGAAAGAAGCUGAGGAAAGCCAAAAGGUUCUACUAAAAGACUGUGAGACGUAUAAGAAAGUUUUGGCAGAGACGGAGGGCAUCCUGCAGCGCCUCCAGAGCAGUGUAGAGGAAGAGGAGUCCCGCUGGAAGUUGAAGCUGGAGCAGUCCCAGACAGAGCUUAAAGAGGUGAGGAGAGAAAAGCAGCACUUGGAGUCUGAGUUGGAGAGGGCGGAGCGGGAGAGCGCCAUCUAUGUGACAGAAGUCAGAGAGCUCAAAGAUCUGUUGACUGAACUGCAGACCAGACUUGAUGGCUCAUAUACAGAGGCCAUCAGGCAGAAUGAGGAGCUGACGUUGCUAAAAACUCAGCUCACCAAUACGGUUUCAAAGUUGGAGACGGAGGAAAACGAGAGGCAAAGGGUGGCUGGUGACCUCUAUAAGGCUCAGCAGUCUCUUGAUCUGAUUCAGGGUGAGCUCUCAAAACUAACCGACAAAACCGAUGACCUGAUAGAGAAUAGCAGUCCGUCGUCGGAGCACGAAGAGAUUGACAGAAAAGAGAAAAUGACUGCAGGACUGAAUCAAACUGUCAGAGAAAUGCAGCAGCUGCUCCAAGCAGUCAGCCAGCAGCUCACUAAGGGACAGCAAGGAGACAUGAACCGAGAUCUCCCUAAGGUAUAAUGCAAGGUGGACGAGCACCAUGCAGCCAGCCCAACUGCACUACAGAGACCACCUUUAGACAUCGAUCCUGUCACUACCACACCAUACCAUCACACCCAGCCACCUCCUCCCUCCCUAACUCCCAUCACCUUACCUGUACUGUAGGCAUCCUUCUGCCCGAGGGGCUGGUGAACCACUCCCAGACUCGGUGUUGGCCACAGAGCGUCAAGCAGAGGUUACUGCCCUGUUCCAGAAACGGUACCUAACUCCUCCACUCCAGCCACAUUCCUCCUGUUUGCGGCAUCACGUUUAUUUGACUCCAUACUUCCUGCUUAUUUAAACUGUGUGGAAACCAUUCCUCUGUUUUUAAAUCACCUGUAUUUGUUCUCUCUAAUGAAAUCCUUCUGAAUACUGCAGUAGUGUUUUUUUUUUUUUUCUUAAGAUACAAAUUUCAAACUUAACUAUAUAAAAUCUGGGUUUUCAGUAUUUUUCUUAACUUAAAUUAAUAUAUAUAUUGUUUAAAUGUACCACUUAGGACCUGCUGAAAUUCUGUGUUGAUCUUUUUAUUUGCCCUCUGAUCAGAAAACUCAAACUGUAUAUUUGUCAUGCAUCGUUCCGUGCAUACCUCGGCUCAGUUCUGGCUGGGAAAAGGGAGAUUGUAAGAGGUCUCGGCAUGUUAGAUGGGUGACUAAAUAUGGAGAUGCAAAAACAAACCAUAGGAAAGUUUGUCCUGCAGCUCUGAAGAAAAGGGGGUUUCUGACCU
Molecule: messenger RNA, 4644 nt
Organism: Nematolebias whitei (Rio pearlfish)
Lineage: Eukaryota; Metazoa; Chordata; Actinopteri; Cyprinodontiformes; Rivulidae
Gene: ktn1
Product: kinectin 1
Exons: 35
Coding region: 132-3902 (1256 amino acids)
Biological process (GO): protein transport; microtubule-based movement
Cellular component (GO): endoplasmic reticulum membrane
Molecular function (GO): kinesin binding
Source: RefSeq, a predicted model, not a curated record